This is a messenger RNA of Bradysia coprophila, 2135 nucleotides long. Its product is annotated as CTP synthase-like. Lineage: Eukaryota; Metazoa; Arthropoda; Insecta; Diptera; Sciaridae. Gene Ontology annotation, cellular component: cytoophidium; cytoplasm. Gene Ontology annotation, biological process: pyrimidine nucleobase biosynthetic process; CTP biosynthetic process. Gene Ontology annotation, molecular function: CTP synthase activity; identical protein binding. The record is from RefSeq and is a predicted model, not a curated record.
CUGUCACUAAGUUACCUUCUUCGCAAAAAAAAACGUGUUUCUGUUCACAUUCGCGGUGUUGCUUCAUGUCUCUCCUCUAAGUAUUGUUAUAUUAUGUGCAGUCGGUCAUCACCUCUUGAGCGUAACGUUAGCUGUAACAGUUCACACAAAAUGAAAUAUAUUUUAGUUACGGGAGGUGUGAUAAGUGGUGUCGGAAAAGGAGUUAUUUCAAGUUCGUUUGGAACGUUGCUGAACAGUUGCGACAUUCCAGUCACAUCCAUAAAGAUUGAUCCGUACAUAAACAUCGACGCUGGAACAUUCUCACCGUACGAACACGGUGAAGUGUUUGUGCUGGACGAUGGUGGUGAAGUGGAUUUGGAUCUCGGUAACUAUGAACGCUUCCUGGACAUCAAACUGCACAGUGACAAUAAUAUAACGACUGGAAAGAUCUAUCGGCAAGUGAUCGAAAGGGAGCGACGUGGCGACUAUCUAGGCAAAACAGUUCAAGUCAUCCCACACAUAACCAAUGCCAUUCAAGAAUGGGUAGAGCGUGUUGCCAACACACCAGUUACAGACAAUACCAAACCACAAGUGUGCAUAGUUGAACUAGGCGGUACAAUCGGUGAUAUCGAAGGAAUGCCGUUCGUCGAAGCCUUCCGUCAAUUUCAAUAUCGAAUCGGCCGGGAAAAUUUGUGUUGCGUUCAUGUGUCGUUGAUACCUACGCCUCGGUCGACAGGCGAACCGAAAACGAAACCGACUCAAGCCAGCGUACGUGAACUGCGCCGAUUGGGUCUGACACCGGAUUUGAUAGUGUGCCGGUCGGAGAAAGCUGUCGGCCAGGAUGUGAAAGACAAAAUCAGUAUGUACUGUGAUGUAGCCGCCGAUCAGGUGAUUUGCAUUCCCGAUUUGUCGUCCAUUUAUCAUGUGCCGCUGAUCAUGGACGCCCAUAACAUAAUCGAUUUCCUGAAAGAUCGCCUGAAACUGAACAUCGAAUCUCCUAGACCAAUCAAAUAUCUGCAUCAGUGGAGAGACUUGGCGAAAAAGAUUGACAAAAUAACGCGCGAAGUGAAUAUAUCGCUGGUGGGAAAGUACACCAAGCUGGAAGAUUCGUACGCAUCCGUUUCGAAGGCUUUGCAGCAUGCGGCCACAUCGGUCGGCUACAAAUUGAAUUUGAAAUUUCUGGAUGCGUCGGAUUUGGAAGAGAGCACGAAAGCAGACGACGAGGCGAAAUAUCAUGAGGCCUGGCUGGUUCUGUCACGCAGUCAUGGUGUUAUUGUACCGGGUGGUUUUGGUUCACGCGGUAUGGAAGGCAAAAUAUUGGCGGCCAAAUGGUGUCGUGAAAACAAGAAACCGUAUCUGGGUAUCUGUCUUGGUCUGCAGGCGUCGGUCAUUGAAUUUGCACGGAAUGUACUGAAGUUGAAGAAUGCAAAUACAACAGAAAUAGAUCCGGAUACUGAACAUAAGCUCGUAAUCGAUAUGCCUGAAUUCACACCCGAGCAAAAAGGUGGUACGAUGCGACUGGGAGCUAGAACAAGUAUUUUUAGAGAAAAUGACAAAAGUGUGAUAAGAAAACUAUACGGAAAUCAAAAUUCAAUUAAUGAACGACAUCGUCAUCGAUACGAAGUAAAUCUGGAAUACGUUGACGAAUUACAGAAGCACGGACUGCAAUUUGUAGCUACAGAUACUGAAAGAAAACGUAUGGAAAUUGUUCAACUGGACGAUCAUCCAUACUAUGUGGCGACACAAUUCCAUCCGGAAUAUUUGUCACGACCACUGAAACCGUCUGCUCCAUUUUUGGGUUUGAUAUUGGCUUCCGUUAAGAAAUUGGACAGGUUCUUAGAUCAUGGGUGUCGUCUGACACCUCGGGAAAUGAGUGACGUUAGCUCAGAUGAAGAAGCGAGUCCUCGUAUUAUGAAUGGUCACGAUUUUUCGAAAAUGAACGGAAAGAUUGUCAAUGGUCAUCCAAAUGGUACUGCGUUCAAUGGAAACGGUGUUCAUAGUACAGAUGAAUCCGAAGAAAAUGACAAAUAGAGGUUGAUUAGGUCCAAUGGUCCAUAACUUUCGAAUAAGGAGACAAUGUUCUAACGGUUUAGUUGCGAAACUAAUUAUAUAUUUCAACCAUUACAAAACUCAAUAAAACUUUCAUUAAAUUGUAA